Orycteropus afer afer is the source of this 3144-nucleotide messenger RNA. The record is from RefSeq and is a predicted model, not a curated record. NCBI's taxonomy places the organism in Eukaryota, Metazoa, Chordata, Mammalia, Tubulidentata, Orycteropodidae.
AUGGAGGACUUUGAGAUCCGAGAUGCCCCCCGCGACCCGGGCCUGCAGCCGGGGCUGGGCCUCCAACUGGGGCUCCCGCGGGCAGAAGGGGCGGGAGCGGGCGGAGCCACACAACUAAAGGCUCAGUCCCCAAUGACCCCCAAGCCUGAAGUGUUGAGUCAAGAUGAGCUGCGCAAAAGGCUGUACCAGACGUUUAAAGAUCGGGGUAUACUGGACACGCUCAAGACACAACUCAGAAACCAGCUAAUCCAUGAAUUGAUGUACCCUGUUUUGAGUGGAAAGCUGAAGCCUCAGUCCAUUCCAGUGGAAGGGAGUUCCCUCUUAAUCGGCGCUUCCAAUACCCUUGUAGCUGAUCACUUACAAAGAUGUGGCUAUGAAUAUUCACUUUCUGUUUUCUUUCCAGAAAGUGGUUUGACCAAAGAAAAGGUAUUUACUAUGCAAGAUCUAUUACAACUCAUUAAAAUCAACCCUGCAUCCAGUCUCUACAAAUCACUGGUUUCAGGAUUUGAACAAGAAAAUAAAAAAGGUUUUCUUAUGCAGUUUUUAAAAGAGUUGGCAGAAUAUCAUCAGACUAGAGAGAGUUGUGAUACGGAAACUCAAACCAGCCCAACAUUUCCUAACAAAGACUCUCUGGCUGAGAAGCUUCGACUUAUUGAUGAUCAGUUUGCAGAUGCUUUUUCACAGCGUCCUAAGUUAGAAUCUUUAGAAAGAAAGUUAAAUGAAUAUAAGAGAGAAUUAGAACAGCAAGUUCGGGCAGAAAUGGUUCAAAAGUUGAAACAUUUUAAGGAUACUGAAAUAGCAAAAAUUAAAAUGGAAGAGAAAAGAAAGUACGAGAAGGAAUUAGCUGAAUUCCGGAAUGAAUUUGAGAAAGUCUGUCGAGCAAAAUCUCAAGCCCUCAUUUCUCAGGAGAAAAAUACCCUUGAGAGGCUUCAAAAGCAUCAGGAGAUGGAAACAAAAGAAAUUUAUGCCCAAAGGCAGGUUCUACUAAAGGAUAUAGAUCUGCUAAGAGGCAGAGAAGGAGAACUAAAGCAAAGAAUUGAAGCGUUUGAAUUAUCCCGGAAGCUACAAGAAGAAAAAAAUAAAUGCAUUGAUGAUGCACUCAGGAAACGGGAGCUGAGUAUAAAGACUCUCGAGGAGACCUAUGAACAAAAACUCAAGAUGGAACUUCUCAAGUAUCAACUUGAGCUAAAGGAUGAAUACAUGAGUAGAACAAAUAGACUGAUAGAAGAUGAAAGAAAGAAUAAAGAAAAAGCUGUGCAUCUGCAAGAAGAACUCGCAGUGAUUAAUUCCCAAAAGCAAGAAUUCACUCAGUCUGUAAAUCGUGUGAAAGAACUCGAGCUUGAGUUAGAGUCUCUCAAAGCCCAAUCGCUGGCAAUAACCAAACAAAACCAGUUGCUGAGUGAAAAGGUUAAAGGAAUGAGUGAUUAUCCACAACUGAAAGAAGAGAAACAGGAGCUGCAGGUGCAAAAGAGAUUGCUCAAACAACAGCUGGAGGAGAGUCACAGCGAGAACAUGCGUCUCCUAAACCGCCUAGCUCAGCCUUCUCCAGAGCUGGCGGUUCUUCAGAACGAGUUAAAGAAAGCAGAAAAUGCCAGGGUGCUUGAGCAUAAGGAGUUUGAAAGUCAAAAACAAGUACUGGAAAAACAGCUGCAGAGUGAAAUUGAGCGUUCGGCACAGCUGAAGGCCCAGAUAGUAGAUGAUGACGCCUCUAUAAAGGGGUUAUCGAUGCAGAUUGCGGACUUAAAAUUGCAACUGAAGCAAACCCAGACAGCCCUCCAGAGUGAAGUAUACCGCAACCCGAAGCCAUCUGUGAUUGGUCAUCCCAUCAGUGGAUUCCGAAGCAGCAGCAUGGAGCCACCCAAUGUUGAUAUAUGUGGGGAUUUCCUGAAGAAUCCUCUGGAACAGGACAAGGCUCGGGCAGUUGCAGUUACCCCAAGGGUCACAAGUCAGGCAGAUGGCAGCUCCCCUGAUUCUGACCUUGAGUUUGUAGCCAACACUAAAGCCAGGGUCAAGGAGCUAGAGCAGGAGGCUGAACGCUUAGAAAAAGCUUUCCGAAAUUACCACCAAAGAGUCACUCAAGACCCAGUGAGAAGCCCACCCCCAGCAAAGAGUCUGCUGCCCCUGCACUUGCUGCGGACACUGAGAAACAUCACUUCAAGUUCCCCAGAAAGAGGUCUUUUUGCAGAGGACAGACUUGUCUCUGAGCAGCCUCAGGUGAACUUUCUGGAAGAGGAAAAGAGCAACUCGGCAGAGGAAGUGCUGACAGGUGGUGCGGCUUCCCGGCAGAGGCGGGGCUCUUCCCAGCGGCGCCCCUCCUCCACACCUCUUCCAAAAGCACACAGGAGCCUAGACAGCAAAAUGUAUUUGGAAGGUCUGGCCAGAUCGCGUGUUGCUUCCCCCAGUGCGUGUCCUGACGGCACACCCCAGGCCUCGCUGGCCCAGUCUAGGCACACCCUCUCCAGUCCAUCCCGGUCUAGCCCUCUGGAGCAGAAGGCGGGUCUUUCUCAAAGACAAGUGGAACUGCAGGACGGCAGUACAUUGGCAAGCCUGGCCAAGCUCACCUCUCAGGAGAACGAGGAACCUGAUUUGUCUUUGGAAUCUAUAGGAGACAUGCCAAGUAGAUGUGAAGUGGAUGGGCCACUCCUGGUGGGGGAUCUGCCUCACGUGGAUGACACCACCUUGGCCACCAUGCCCGCCAGGCCUGUCUCACAGCAGUACCCAGAUGUAGAUCAGGAACAAAUUGGCGAACCCAAGGAGGAAGAAGACCUACGGGAACAGCCCACAGAAGAACGAAGACAGAAAGAGGAACGAAGGCAGCGUGAACAAGCAGCUUUAGAACAGGAGCGACGAGAACUAGAGAAACUGGAACAAGAAAGGAGGAUGAUUGAAGAAUCACUGAUGAUUGAAAUGGAAAAAGAAUUAGAAACAGGUGUUCAAGAAGUUAAAGACAAAUUUGCUGGUGCUGAAAAUCCGUUAGAGAAAUACAUGAAGAUCAUCCAGGAAGCACACGAUCAGGACUCGGCAGACAAGAGCUCAAAAAAGAACCUCAUCAGAGAAGACACACCGUUGGACAUGCUGCCAUCUAGUGACAAAGAUGAAAGUCUCACAGGCUUGUCUCACGAAGAACCAGAUGACUUUUGGUGA